Molecule: messenger RNA, 7111 nt
Organism: Chara braunii
Lineage: Eukaryota; Viridiplantae; Streptophyta; Charophyceae; Charales; Characeae
Source: the annotation of a GenBank genome assembly
GUAGUAGACAGUGAGUUGUCAUAGACCCGAAUUUGGACUAGUAGGUCUACGUGUUGAGGAGCGGAAUCGUAUGUGACUGUGCACUUUCACCAUGCUGACCACCAGGACCAGAGUGAGCACCACUCCCUAUAGUAGAGAGCAAGAGGAGAAAGCUGCCACCGCUUUGAGGGAAAGAAAGGAGAGAAUGGAGAAGCAGGAACUGAUCAAGCAGGCGAAGAUGGUGGCUCUGCUAGAGGAGCAGGAGGCGAAGAAGAAGCAGAUGGAGGAAGAACUGGAAAGGUGGAAGAAGGAGCAGAAGGAGAAGAUGGCAGCAUUAGAGAUAGAGAUAGAAGUGGAAGAAGAAGAAGUAGAAGAAGAAGAGGCUGAGGAAGAAGAAGCCUUGCAAAGAAGAAGAGGGGAAGCGAGUACAAGUAAGGUUACACAAGAAGAGGUGGAAAAGACAGUAAACGAAUGGGCAACACUUAUAGAACUGGGGGAGGAGAGAGAAGCGGAGUUGAUGGUACCCGAGGCCGAGAGAGAAGCAGCAAGGAGAGACUUGGAGGAGGAGAGGGACCCAUUGCUCAAACGAGCAAGCGAACAUGAAAAACAUUUGGAAAUGAAGUUGCACCUGACGCAGGAGAGGAUAAGACGUGUGGAGACAACAGAAAGAUUGGAAGGGGAGUUGAAAGCGGCAGAGACAAGGAUGGAGAAAAUCAAGGAAGAGACCGAGGUAGGAACCAAACUUGACACCCUCACUCGCAGUGUAGAGUCCCUAUUGACCGCACGAAGGGAACAAAUGAAACACCUUCGCAGCCAUGAUAUCGCCUUAGAGGCCAUGCGAGCCGAUUUCAAAGAUUUCGCGCAGGAUAUGAUGAAAUAUUUGUGGAUCAGAUCCAUCUUGCGAUCAGAGGUGGCUGCGGCAGCAGGCAUGGAGGACCCCUCACUAAGAUAUGCCGUUCUGGCAGAGCAGUCAAAGAAGAGUCAUGCGUUGGUCGCAUUGAAGGCUCGGUACGAUGAGCUUGCACAUGAGAACAAGCAGCUUCUUGAGGACAGGGACAAGUCGCUCAAAGAAACGUAUGAGAUCACAGAAUUUCUGAGACAGGAAAUAGACAAACGGAGCGACCAGAUACAGAGGUUGGAGAAGCGUCUUGCGGAGAAAGCUGACGAGGUUGUCCGAGUCAGAGAGGCAGAAGUAGCAGAGGCUGAGAGGCGCGUGGGUAGCACAGUGAAGGAAUGGUCAUCGCGCUAUACGGCUCUGUCUGAAGAGUAUCACAACUUGAAAGACGAAUGGGCGUCCGUACAAGAAUUCCGUUCUCGCCAGAAAGAUAUCGAGAGCGAGUUGGAGAAGCUUCGAGUGGAGAACCAACUCCUUCACGACCGUGAUGAGAGGGGCUUUGCUACGAUUGAGAGGAAAUUCAUCGAGCAGAAUUCUAAGUUGCGGAAGGAAUACGAGCAGCGGCUAGUGGAACUCAAGCGGAGCUUUACGGAGGACAUCGAUGAGCGCAUGGACGAGAGCGUCAAACGCAUCUUGCAACAGCAGGAGGACCUUCACAGCCUCGAUGCCGAAGUCAAGAGUGUUCGCAGCCGCGUACAGCAGCUGGAGCAACGACCAGCCGCCGCCCCUGUGGCAAGCUCCUCCAACACAUCAGACCGCCUGGACGCAUUGGAGACUGACGUCAGCACACUCAAGGACGGCGCACGACUACAACAAACCGCUACUCAACAAUUGGAGCAGCGGGUCUGUGCUGCCGCCGCCAGCCCGAGUUCGGGACAGCGCGAGUCAACUCCCAAGUUUGAUGGUCAGGAGAUUUUCUGCGAUUCAACAAAGACGGAUCCAGUUCAGUGGUACCGCAAGUUUGAACUCACGUUGCAGCUGCACCUCGUCAGCGAAUGCAAGCACCACGCGUACUUAUACUCCCGGUCGGGAGGCGCAUGCCAGGCAUGGUUGGACAAUCUCUUGUCCCAGUACGGGGUGGUCGCUGCCGAGUUACACACGAAGAUCAGCUGGGAAGACCUCAAGGCGGCGUGGCACAAGCGGUUCCAAGUGGAGCCGCCGGAGAUCAAGGCCAUGGACAAGCUCAUGACCUUCGAGCAAGGCUCCCUGCCAAGCGUCGACUGGAUUGCCGAGUACCAACGAUUGACAUCCGUCCCAGGUCUCCCGAUGGGCUUCAAAGCCAUCAAGCACUACUUUAUUUCGAGGUCGUGCCCGGCGUUGAGCAACGCCUUGACGCAUGUCGAGGACACACUGACAACGACGGCGCAACUCUUCGACAAGGCCGCACAGAUUAUCAUCACGAACAAGGAGGCGAAGAACCUCACUCGUGCUGCGGCAGGCCCGAGCAAGGACCAGCAUCGGCCCAAGGUGGCCGUGGUUGCGGUGGCAUCGCCAAGCAGCCAAUCUAGCGAGGCGGAGUCUGCCAAUGAAGGAGACAGACUCGCAGCUGCCCGGGAUGACAGCGGGCUGCCCUACCAAGGGGAAGGGCAAGCAGGGAAACUGAGCGCCGCCGAGAGUGAGUCGACGACACUCUCGACGCCUUCGGAACCGGUUUCUUCGCGAGUGACCGGCCUUCAUUCCGGGGCGCAUGCGGAAGUCGACAGUCCUCUUCUCUAUUCUUUUGAGGACUAUGCUGCCCGGCUCGUUCCGACGGUGGGAUCUUUUGCUCAAGGACAAGACGUGUGUGCGGCAUCUUCUCCGUCCGGCAACGGUUCUUCUUUGUCUUCAAGUGAUUCUUCACGGGAUUCGGCGCGCGGGUUCAACAUAGAGGAAUUGGACCUGCUCAAGUCUGGGGAUUUCACAUGGCUUCCUCUCCCGACCACGGGACGCUUACCGGGACCGCAAUGCCCAGCACUCUGUGCCCAUCUUCACAAGUACUUGUCCUUCUAUGCACCACCAACUUCGCCGACGGAUGACGAGGUCGCGGUGGGGGACAUCUUGGCAUAUGUUACCAAGGUGGCCCGCGAGUUUCGCACGCAGCGGUACGACGACAAUAAUGCACCGCUGAUGUAUGUCCGCAUCCAAGUUGGGCAGGCGUCCUGCAGCGCUUUGCUGGAUAGCGGCGCGACUCGCAACUUCAUGAGCCAAGCUUUUAUGCAAAGGGCUGGCCUCGACGCGCAGGUUCGGAGGAAGGAAAACCCGACGGCGAUCAAGUUGGCGGAUGGAAAGACGCAGCAACUUCUCGACCGUUACAUCGAGGCCGUACCGGUGUACUUCGCACCUCAUGCAUGCGAACCGGUCACGUUCGACAUCUUGGACACGGACUUCGAUAUCAUUUUGGGAAUGCCUUGGCUUGCAAGUGCGGAUCACACGGUCAACUUUCACCACCGGACUCUCGCCGUUCGCGACGAUUUCGGCGCCGAGGUGCCGUGUACUAUUCCUCUUCCGCACCCUUCGAUCCGGUGCCAAGUCGUGACGGCCAAAUCGUUCCGAACUACAUGUGCAUAUCAGCAACCCAAAGAGAUAGGCCUAUGUUUCUUGCGGACUAGCGCGGUAGCCGACUCUUCACCAUCGGACUUGUCUUCGGACCCCCGCGUGGUACGGCUGCUUGAUGAGUUCGCCGACAUCUUCGAGUCACCUACCGGUGUGGUGCCGGAUCGGCCGAUCUCUCACGAGACCAUUCUUGAGGCCGGUGCCAUGCCGCCGAAAGGUUGCAUCUAUCGGAUGAGCGAGGAGGAACUAGAGGUCCUUCGCGCACAACUCGACGACUUGUUGGCCAAGGGCUGGAUCCGCCCUAGCAGCUCCCCAUAUGGAGCACCAGUUCUCUUCGUAAGGAAGAAGAACAAGGAUCUACGUCCGUGCAUCGACUUCCGCAAGCUCAACGCGCAAACUGUGAAAAAUGCGGGGCCUCUUCCUCGUAUCGACGAUCUUCUUGAGCGACUGGGCGGUGCUAAGUUCUUUUCCAAGUUGGACUUGAAGUCGGGGUAUCAUCAGAUUUCGAUACGCCCGAAUGAUUGCUACAAGACCGCAUUCAAGACGCGGUAUGGGCAUUUUGAGUGGGUGGUCAUGCCUUUUGGCCUCACCAAUGCCCCGACAACCUUCCAGGCGGCCAUGACCCACGAGUUUCGUGCUAUGUUGGAUCAGUUCGUGCUGGUCUACCUAGACGACAUUCUCGUCUAUAGCCGGACUCUGGAGGACCAUCUUGAGCAUCUUCGACGUGUGUUGGAGACGCUCCGCCGUGCCAAGUACCAAGCCAACCGUGACAAGUGCGAGUUUGUCCGGCAAGAGCUUGAGUACUUGGGCCAUUUUGUCACAACAGAUGGCAUCAGCCCGCUAUUGGAGAAAAUUCAAGCCAUCCAGGAGUGGCCGGAGCCGCGUAACGUCACGGAUGUCCGGUCGUUUCUUGGUCUUGCCGGCUACUAUCAGCACUUCAUCAAGGGCUAUUCGCAGAUCGCGGCCCACUUGACCAAGCUUCAAUGCGAGGAUCCGCCGUUUGACUUCGAGGAGGAUGCACGAGAAUCUUUCUUGGCUCUCAAAGCUGCACUUUUGUCAGCGGAGGUCUUGCGAAUCUACAACCCGCUAUUGCCCACACGCGUCACUACUGAUGCGUACGACUAUGGUAUUGGCGUUGUCCUCGAGCAACACGAUGGCGUGGACUGGCACCCGGUCGAGUAUUUCAACAAGAAGGUGCCCGUCGUGCACUCUAUUGAUGACGCGAGGAAGAAGGAAUUAUUGGCCUUUGUACACACACUCAAGCGCUGGCGGCAUUUCCUUCUUGGUAGACGGCAGUUCCGAUGGGUAACGGACAACACUCUGUUGGUCUUUUACAAGACCCAGGACACAGUCAACAGCACCAUUGCCCGGUGGAUGGCCUUCAUUGACCAGUUUGACUUCUUCCCCGACCACAUUCCAGGCAAGUCAAACCGUUUUGCGGAUGCUCUUUCACGACGUCCGGACCAUUGCACCGCCGUCUACUCGACUUUCGAGAUUGAUAACGACUUGCGGGACAAUUUUAUCCGCGGCUACCAGGCCGACCCCGAGUUUCGUGACAAGAGGGAUAUUUGCUUGUCCACUCGCGGGGGAAGACCGAGUGACCCUCACUUGCGUACACGGCUUCUUGGCGAGUUCCAUGAUGCUCCCGCCACCGGACAUUUUGGCGUCAAUCGAACGAUUGGUCGACUUCGCGAGCGAUUUUGGUGGCCCGGUCUUCUCGACGACGUCACACGCUACUGCGAGUCAUGCGAGAUUUGCCGACGUUGCAAAUCCCGCAAUCAUCGUCCGUAUGGCGAGUUGCGACCACUACCGGUUCCCUUGCGCCGACGGGAGGCGAUUGCCAUGGAUAUCACUGGGCCACUCCCCAAGCACAAGACCAGUGUGGAUAAGAUUCUCACGGUAGUCGAUCGACUCACCAAGUUUGCCAUGUUUUUGCCUUGUCGCUAUCAUGCCAAGGCACCAGAGUUGGCCGAGGUUCUCUACGCCGGUUGGAUUCGAACCAAGGGUUACCCCAAGGAAAUCGUCUGCGACCGCAACACUCGGUUCAUGUCUGAUUUUUGGUUGGCACUCACCAAACGAUGGGGCUCAUCUCUCAAGCCUAGUUCAGCUCGCCACCCUCAGACGGAUGGCCAGACGGAGAGGGCGCACCAGACGGCACAGGUUCUUCUUCGCACUCUCAUCCGUCCUGAUCAGAAGGAUUGGGUUGAGCGGCUGCCGGAUGUUGAAUUGGCCUAUAAUUCGUCCAUCCACCCGACUAUCGGGAUGUCGCCUUUCGAGUUUGAGCAUGGCUCUCCGGUCACUUUUCUGCUGGACACCAUCGUUCCACGCACGGCCGAGAGCGACGACCAUCUCCUUUUCUUGCGCCGGAUGCAAGAGCUUCUUGUCAAGGCACGCAAUCAGAUGGCAAAGACGCAGCAACGCAUGAGCCAGCAGGCCAAUCGCCAGCGUCUUCCUUGUCCAUUUCGCGUCGGCGACCUCGUGUGGGUUUCCGCCGCGGAAUUCAGCCUUGAGCAGGAUAUCUCUCGCAAGCUCCUCCCGAAAUGGAUGGGCCCAUGGCCGAUUGUAGCACCUGCUGGGGAUGCACCUGAGGGACCGUCCUUCACAGUUCAGUUGCGGCUGCACGUAGAAGAGACGGAGGACUUGCAGAGAGAAAAGGAUCAGUUACACGAGCAAAAGAAACAACUUGAGAGAGAAGUGGAGCUCAACAAGCAGGCAGAGAGGGAGCAUGCGCGGCGCGGGUCAAAGCAAGCAAAACUUAUAAAGGAGAGCCAUGCAAAGGUGAGGGCCCUUGAACGAAGCCUAGGAACACUGAUACGGGAUUAUUCGCUUGAAAGGAAAUUGUUUGAGGAGAAGCAUGACCGAGAAAUGGCGGACAUCCAUCUGGAGUUUAGCGCACUGCAACGUCUUCUUGAUCUGAAAACCCAGGAAUUAAAACGCAUACGGAGGCUCGCCUAUGAGGUGCUGCGCCAGCGAGGAGAGGUCGAGCACUUCCUGAUCCAGUCCAUCGACUAUGUCCGGGCACAGAUAUUGAAAGAGAAGCAGCAGAAACCCCUGAGGAAGACAAAGGCAGGAGCGCGUGCGAAAGGCGGCAGCAGCAAGGCGGUCAGCAGUGUCAUAUCGUCAAUAGUCCGAGAUGUGUGCGAUGAUCAGGCUGGCAUCGACUUGUCCCCGACAGCAUCGGCGGUCGCAGACCUCCAGCAGCAAAGCAAUGUGACCCUGAGUGCAAGCCUAGGUCCAUCGGAGGACCACCUCCCCGAGAUUCGGCAAAGCUCAUCGUCGGGACAGUCGCCAUCUCAACGGCAAUCUCAGCCAACGAGCGACACAGCAACGUUGACCUGCAGAGAGAGCGGAAGUGAUCUUGAUAAGAGCCGUCCAGCAGAGCAAAAUGCUGAUGACGGGAAGGGGAGAGUCCCUCCGCGUGCAAGGAUGGACAUUUCUGAACUGACUUGGUCAGAGAAGGAAAAGGUGCUGCGACUUCUGUUUGCCAAAAUCAACCGCGCACAUCAGCCUUCCUACUUCUUAUCACCCUCACAGGAGGAAAUCAUAGACGCAAACCACCACGAGGAGGUGCAGCCGCUCCCACACGGGUCAUCGAGUGACGCAGGCAGAAGCAAGCCUGUUUAGCCAGCGAGCAAGCACUCAUUCUCCGAUGUGAACACUGCACGCCUGACUGGCUGGCCCGUGUAGUGAAGACUGCUUAGCAAG